Messenger RNA from Oncorhynchus masou masou (cherry salmon), 5778 nucleotides. RefSeq names its product ceramide synthase-like. The transcript is spliced from 7 exons. Gene Ontology annotation, molecular function: sphingosine N-acyltransferase activity. Gene Ontology annotation, cellular component: membrane; endoplasmic reticulum. Lineage: Eukaryota; Metazoa; Chordata; Actinopteri; Salmoniformes; Salmonidae. Gene Ontology annotation, biological process: lipid homeostasis; ceramide biosynthetic process. The record is from RefSeq and is a predicted model, not a curated record. The coding region runs from base 1160 to 2080 and encodes 306 amino acids.
GGUGACAGCGAACUGGCUAUGUAACCGGCUUAAUGGCUACACUUGAUCCACAGCGGGACUGCAUCAUGCAUACACUAGGAUUUUUUUUCUAGACUAAUGUUUGCUGAAAUUAGUUCUACGUCCACGGAUCCAGUGCGACAGGUCAUACAAUAAUAAACAGCUGAAGACUUCACAGUGAAUGUGUCGGGCAAGCAAUAAGGUCGGUCGAUAUGGCAUGAUGUUCAGAUGUCAGUAGGCUCGUACGGCUGCCAAACGGGAGAAGAGCUGUGCCCUCGCAAUAUAAAUCAAAACACUCAAGAGAGCCAUCGACUUCAGAAUAAUUUUGCCGCUCAGAAAUACAAUUACUUAAGCAACGAUCCGAAGGCAAGCACGUCGGAGAGGGAGUCAUUCUGAUUCGGACCAAGACGGGAACCACAAGGCAGAAGUGGGGAGGACACACAUCAAUUUGUCUUGCAUGACGCACGUUCUGAUUUCUUGCAGAUAUCCAGAACACGGAAUAAGGCAACAAAACACAAUAAUAAUGUGGAACAAUUCUCGACGUGUGGGCUACAACCAGGACCAAACACACUGAUCUCCCCUUGAUCCGACCGACCGGGCCGCAGAACGGGACGCCGCACCACCCAAAUACACAGAAGCCACCAGGCCUCUGCUGGUUAUGAGCAGGGGGUUGGGAGGGAGGUGUGGGGAGUUAACAAACAUACCACCCACAGCUUUAUCGUAGCCCUCUCUUUCCUGAUGAUUUCCUGAUCUAUUUCAUUAACAGUGACCGUAACCACUAGCAAGUCCAUUUUCAUUCCCCAAAUAGCCCCAAAACUAGCCUACUCAUAACAAAUACAACAUUUGACUACAUACUGCAUUAGCAUAACACUAGCAUAGCGUUACCACGAGCAUAACAUAACUAGGAUAACAUUACUAAAAUUCCGUAAUAGUGUUCUAUUGACAGUACUUACAUGCUGCCACGCAUUCUAAUGAUAUACCUAUCAAUACCUUCAAACAUCCAGCAGCAAAUGAUAAUCGGAAACUGCUACCAUAGCUUUGAGAGUACACUGCAUAGAUCAGUCAUUCAACCUUUCCCACUUGUCAAGUGGUUUGAAGGCAGUGGUGAAGUACCUGUUGAGACACACACACAUUCAUUGACACACACACACACUCGGGGACCAUGCUGAGCAUCCUGGCUGCUGGCUCCAUCUUCUUCCCGGGCCUGUUCCUGCUGUCUAAGAGAUGCCUGAAACACACCCCAGGCCUGGCUCUGAGCGAGGGAGAUGCCACCAUCGUGUCUGCCAGGCUGGUGUCAUCCAUCCAAGCCAUCAUGGCUUCCUUAGCUGGCUACAUCAUCGCAUCCUCCUGUGAGGACAUCAUCGAGGAUCAACACUGGCUUACCAGUACCUACAUCCUGUUUGCGGUGCCCUACUUUGCGUACGACAUCUACGCCAUGUUCCUGUGCUACUGGCACAAGCUGCAGGUCAAAGGGCACGAGGAAGAGGAGAGCGGCAGGCCAAAGCCAAUGGGCUCGGAAGUGGCCAGCUACCUGCGCAGAGAGUUCCUCAUGGUGCUGCACCACGUCGUCAUGGUGACCAUCUGCUUCCCCGUCUCCGUGUUCUGGAGGCAGGGAAAGGGCGAUUACUUCCAGGGUGUCAUGUUUAUGGCUGAACUCAGCACUCCGUCCGUCUGCUUGGGGAAAAUCCUCAUCCGGUACAAGAAGCAGCACACUCUUCUUCAUAAAGUGAAUGGCGCUCUCAUGCUGGUCACUUUCUUCGUCUGUCGAGUUCUGCUCUUCCCCUACCUCUACUACGCCUACAGCAGGUAUGCCUCCAUCCCCCUCUACACAGUGCCCCUUGUGGCUCCCUGGCAGUGCAACGUGGGGGCCUUCUGCCUGAUGGCCCCACAGGUCUACUGGUUCACCCUCAUCUGCAGGGGUGCCUUCCGCCUCUUCACCGGGGCCUCACGCUCCCGGCCCCCGGCCACCCUCAACAAGCCUGAUAGGGGAUGCUGCCCUGGCCAGGGAGCCCCAUUACCUCCCCCGGCCAACGGCUACAGUCCCGUCCCCCACAAGGCAGACAGAGAGACCGACACACACUGAGAAAGAAAAGAAAGAGGGAGGGAAAGAUGGAGAGGAAGAAGGAUCACUGUGGGGACGGGGCCAGCCAGACCAGGCCCGGGAAGACUGAGGUCUGUCAAGGGAAUCUAUUGUACUGUAUUGCAAUGACACCUAGGAGAGAGAAGAGAGGGAGAGAGAAUUUGUUUCUCAUCCUCUACCACUCUCUCCCUCCCUCCUUCUAUUUCUCCUUUAGUUACAUGGACCUCUGGAAGAAGAGAGAGGCAGAUUGAAAGGGGAGAGGGUAAAAAAAGAAAGAAACGAAUAAGGGAGAAAGAUAGAAGUAUAGACAGGAGAAAGACUUGGCAAGUAUUUAAAUAUUACGUGUCUGUACACACUGAUUUCAAACUGAAUGGGGAUAAAUGAAUGGAUUGAAAAGCAAAAGGAUGAUCGGGUGAGAACACAUUGAAGAGCAAUAGUGAUAGAGGGAAGCAGAGACGAAUAGCCUAAGCAUGAGCUGAGUUUGACUGAGUUAAAGGGAUAGAUAAAAAAAGUAUUCUUCUCUUGAAAGAGAAAUGCAACUGCUGUUCUAGAUUAGGGAAGGAUACAAAUUAAUAUAUCAUAAUGUAUGGAAAUUAUGUAGUAAAUUAUGAUUUGGUGACCAGUUGAUUUUGGUGACUGCAAAAAGAGGGAUGAAGACAAUACCAAUAUUUCAACUUGUGAUCCUGGUACUGUAUUAGUUGUCCAUCAAGAUGAUGAGUGGGUCUUGUCUUGGGAAAGGACAGAGGAACACGCACCGGCGCCUCUGGUAAUUGCUUCGUUCUGCCUUCUCUCCACUCUGAAAUUCUCUCUCGCUCCCUUUUCUCCUGUUAGAAAACUAAUGUGGGAGGAGAGGAAGGGGAUUUACCCCAAAAUGUGACAAGUUUAUACUAGUAGACGAGUAGAUGUCAUUUUAGGUUUUUAUAUUGCUCUCAUUCAAAGCAUUUAUUUAUUUAUUAAUGUUGAUUUUGAUGUAUUGUGACUUAGUAUUGGUAGCACAUUGUUAUUACUCCUGCCAUCUGUUGUACUCACUCCCCACUUCAAUCAAAAGAGGAGAGAAAGAGAGACGGAAUGUUGGCGAGAUUAAUAGAGGGAGAGAGAGAAGGGGGGGGGGGGGGAGUAGUAUACUCAAAUGGGACAAUGAUGCAGCUGUGCUGUCCCAGUCACCCACCCAAGUUGAGUAAUGCUGGCAGGCAGUCUUCAGUACACGACUGGGUGGGUCUGUGCAGUUUACCAGCGCUUUACCAUGCCUGGAGAGGUGUUUAAUGUCUCAGAAACCCCAUCAACAUGAUAUAAUGAUCAGGAACACUGCUAUCAUCGCCAUGGUUCUGUUAUGUUAGGGAAGGCUGUCCUGCAGGCUAAACGGGGCAACCACAUUUUAGAACCUACAGGCGUUCUAGAGUCUGCGGAUGUAAGGGAUUCCUAGAUGAUCUAAAGCAGGAUUAUGAAGGAUUUAGAUAGAGUAAGUUGUUGCAGUGUGUUCGUCCGUAUGGGUGGAAUUUGAAAUAGAUUGCACUGGCAACUGUGGUACUCCCUUUUAUGCAUUGAGGAAUUUGUGCGAUAGGGCCGAAGAAGGAACAUAUUGAUAAUGCACUGAGAGAAGGAACUGGUGAGGUUGGAUUGGGGGGGGGGUAGUAAUUUUCUAAUUUUUCAACCACUAUUUCAACCACUUUUGUUGAGUUUUUUGUGUGUUUGUUUUACUUGUGAUUUUAAUUAUGUUUUGGUGCCGUUUACUCAUGUUGACACUGUGCAAUGGCACCAAUGUAGGUGUCUACUGUAUCUAAGUUUGCGUCAUUACUGCCAUUUGGGAUGAAGCCCAAGUCAAGAGGGUUGAAAUGUGGUCCUUGAAACUCAAUCCCAAGGUGAGCGGACCUUGAACACUUGACCACUGCCUUUGGGUUGUAACUCUACUAGCCUGGUCUCAGAUCUCUCUUCCGGUUCAUCGACGAAAAGUGAAUACAUAGAGGGACUACUGUAUAAUAUGCUGGACUAUACUUAUUGCAUCAGACCGUUUUUCUGCUGAAUAGCUGCAUGAUAGGAAUGAGAGAAUGGCUUUUUGACAAUUGGCCGAUAUUAACCUGGGAACACUGUAACACUUAGAGUUACUAUUUACAAUGGUCAGUUAUGGUACUGUUUAAAAUGGCUUAUUGAGGACUUGUUAAUCUCCGCACCCAGAACCGAAUCAGCUACUCUAUUUUUAACAUUUUGAAACGUUUUGUUAUGAUAGAUGUUUGUUUAUUUUCAUUCAUUGCUUUAUAACUGAUUUAAAGGCACUGAUUUAAAGGUACAUUGAUUGGGGAAAUUGUAUGACCUUAUUUUCAAUGCCAAAAAGUAAACCUAAGCGUCCGACAAGGGAUAUAAACUGUAGAGUUGAUCGUACAAAUUUAAACGUCAUUCCCAAAAAAUGAAUUAUGUUCACAAAUGUCGGUUCAAAUCUAAUUGUAUUUGUCACAUGCGCCCAAUACAACAGGUGUAGAUCUUACAGUGAAAUGCUUACUUACGAGCCCUUAAACAACAAUGCAGUUUUAAGAAAAAUACAGAAAGAAAAAUAAGAAAGAAAUGUAACAUCAUUAAAGAGCAGCAGUAAAAUAGCGAGGCUAUAUACAGGCGGUACCGGUAUAGUAUCAAUGUGCGGGGGGCACCGGUUAGUCAAGGGAAUUGAGGAAAUAUAGACAUCUAGGUAGAUGUAAGAUUAGGGGGUCUAUUCAAUCCGCAUCACGGAAAUUCAGAUUUUCAGCGUGAUUGAAAUUUAAAGGCAAUGUUCCCGCUUUAUUCGAGGCUGCAUGUGUCGACUCAAUCGGAAAUUGCCUACACAUUUCUGUAGCGGAAUCUGUAACGCUUCAGUUUUACAGAUUGAAUAGAGCCCUAUGAUUUAUUUUUAUGCGUAUUCCACACCAGAGCAAUUUUUUUCUGUUCCUCAUCUGACAGAGGUCACUGAAACUGCCACUAAAUAUAAUUUGCACUCGAUUACAAAGUUUAGUUCGAGAAGAUACGCUUUGAGAGAGAGAGGUGUUGGAGUUAAGACAUUAAGACAAGUUAGUGAUGAUUUAAGACAAAAAUGUGAUAUCUUCUAGUGUUUACUUUUGCAAUUGAAUCCUCUAGUCCAUUAUAAAUGAUGCCUUCGUGUUAAACCCUAUGAGCAAAAAAAGAUGUCUUUCGACCAAUUUUGCUCACGAGGUAGCGUUACCUCCCAAAAGAAAACGUCUGUCAUGGAAAGUAUUACAAAAAAAUCGACUGCAUCUUCCAUAUUGUUUGUUUGUUUUAUACAUUUAUUUUAAUAUAUCUCUGUUAUUUAUUGAAAUGGUUUGAAUGUACAUACGAAUACAUAUAUAAAUGAUAUAUUUCCUGUACAUAUGGGCUUGUGUUCUGUCUGUCUGUCUGUUGACUGCUGCCUGACUAAUCGUGGGCUCUGUAUCUGAAAUGGCACCCUGUUCCCUACAUAGUGCUCUACUUUUGAUCAGGGUCUGAUUAAAGUAGUACACUACAGUAUGUAGGGAACACUGGGGUGCCGUUUCGGAUGCAGACCUGUUCUGUUGGCUGACAUACUCUGCUCUCGUCUUCUGCUCUGACGACCAACAUGACAUCAUGGUUCUAGCACCACUGCACUGCUUUUCAAAAUAAGCACCGUGAACUUUGAGUGAAGUUUUGCUUUACAUGCAACAGAUUGACCAAUAAAGUCCUCCCCUUUGUUUGUGCAUAAAGAA